This is a messenger RNA of Pan troglodytes (chimpanzee), 4083 nucleotides long. RefSeq names its product rhomboid 5 homolog 2 (gene RHBDF2). Gene Ontology annotation, molecular function: serine-type endopeptidase activity. Bases 797 to 3523 code for a protein of 908 amino acids. Gene Ontology annotation, cellular component: endoplasmic reticulum membrane. The record is from RefSeq and is a predicted model, not a curated record. NCBI's taxonomy places the organism in Eukaryota, Metazoa, Chordata, Mammalia, Primates, Hominidae. The transcript has 20 exons. Gene Ontology annotation, biological process: regulation of protein secretion; regulation of epidermal growth factor receptor signaling pathway.
GCCGCACGGAGUUGCGUCCCGGGGACUUGGGGCCGCAGGGAGGUGAGCGCGAGGCGACGAGCGGGGCAGGGCUCACGGCCGCCCAGCCGCAGGCGCCGGAAGGGUCCCGAGGUUGUGCCUGAGCCUGCCCUGGAGCGGUGGUGCGCGGCCAGGAAGGGUGCCCAGUGCCCGGUGCCCGCCCUGCGGAGCGCCUGGGUCCCACGUGGGCUCGGCUGGAGGCCCGGGCUGGCUCGGACGGCGCCGGCGGGGCCGCUGGACCCGGUCUGCUGGCCCCUAGGGCUCGGCUCGGACAGGACGCCUAAGGGGUCCCUGGGCGACGGGGCGGCAGAUGUAGGGGCAAGACGAUUGGGCAGAGAUUUAAACCUCCGGAGGAAGAGAGGAGACUGCGCAGGGCAGUCCCGCCUGCGUCCCAGAAGUGCCUGCAGUUCAGACCCUUCUCUCCCCUCCACUUUCUCCCGGGUUCCCAGACCAGAGGACUGUUGUUAGGUGAUCGUCUGUGAACGCCCUGAGGCCAGUGCCCCUCGCUGCUUGGCACUCGGAGAUGCCUGAUUAGCACCUUUAAUCCCUUACCAGUGAGCUGUGAGUACCCAGGAAGCUGCACCGUGUGGCCUGGAGCCGUCUAUCUGUCCUUCCAGCCACCUGUCUGUCCAGCCACCCUUCCACAGACUGAGGCUUGACGCCGGAGCAUCUGUACAGAGCAAGGAGAAGACAAGAACAUGCUCUAAAGCCCUUCACAGCAAGACCCAGGAAGCCGCGGGCAAACUCAGACUCGAAGCCCUCCCGCCUCCUGCCGACAAUGGCCUCUGCUGACAAGAAUGGCGGGAGCGUGUCCUCUGUGUCCAGCAGCCGCCUGCAGAGCCGGAAGCCACCCAACCUCUCCAUCACCAUCCCGCCACCCGAGAAAGAGACCCAGGCCCCUGGCGAGCAGGACAGCAUGCUGCCUGAGAGGAAGAACCCAGCCUACUUGAAGAGCGUCAGCCUCCAGGAGCCACGCAGCCGAUGGCAGGAGAGUUCAGAGAAGCGCCCCGGCUUCCGCCGCCAGGCCUCACUGUCCCAGAGCAUCCGCAAGGGCGCAGCCCAGUGGUUUGGAGUCAGCGGCGACUGGGAGGGGCAGCGGCAGCACUGGCAGCGCCGCAGCCUGCACCACUGCAGCGUGCGCUACGGCCGCCUGAAGGCCUCGUGCCAGCGUGACCUGGAGCUCCCUAGCCAGGAGGCACUGUCCUUCCAGGGCACUGAGUCCCCAAAGCCCUGCAAGAUGCCCAAGAUUGUGGAUCCGCUGGCCCGGGGCCGGGCCUUCCGCCACCCGGAGGAGAUGGACAGGCCCCACGCCCCGCACCCACCGCUGACCCCCGGAGUCCUGUCCCUCACCUCCUUCACCAGUGUCCGUUCUGGCUACUCCCACCUGCCACACCGCAAGAGAAUGUCUGUGGCCCACAUGAGCUUGCAAGCUGCCGCUGCCCUCCUCAAGGGGCGCUCGGUGCUGGAUGCCACCGGACAGCGGUGCCGGGUGGUCAAGCGCAGCUUUGCCUUCCCGAGCUUCCUGGAGGAGGAUGUGGUCGAUGGGGCAGACACGUUUGACUCCUCGUUUUUCAGUAAGGAAGAAAUGAGCUCCAUGCCUGAUGAUGUCUUUGAGUCCCCCCCACUCUCUGCCAGCUACUUCCGAGGGAUCCCACACUCAGCCUCCCCUGUCUCCCCCGAUGGGGUGCAAAUCCCUCUGAAGGAGUAUGGCCGAGCCCCAGUCCCCGGGCCCCGGCGCGGCAAGCGCAUCGCCUCCAAGGUGAAGCACUUUGCCUUUGAUCGGAAGAAGCGGCACUACGGCCUCGGCGUGGUGGGCAACUGGCUGAACCGCAGCUACCGCCGCAGCAUCAGCAGCACUGUGCAGCGGCAGCUGGAGAGCUUCGACAGCCACCGGCCCUACUUCACCUACUGGCUGACCUUCGUCCAUGUCAUCAUCACGCUGCUGGUGAUUUGCACGUAUGGCAUCGCACCCGUGGGCUUUGCCCAGCACGUCACCACCCAGCUGGUGCUGCGGAACAAAGGUGUAUACGAGAGCGUGAAGUACAUCCAGCAGGAGAACUUCUGGGUUGGCCCCAGCUCGAUUGACCUGAUCCACCUGGGGGCCAAGUUCUCACCCUGCAUCCGGAAGGACCGGCAGAUCGAGCAGCUGGUGCUGCGGGAGCGAGACCUGGAGCGGGACUCAGGCUGCUGUGUCCAGAAUGACCACUCCGGAUGCAUCCAGACCCAGCGGAAGGACUGCUCGGAGACUUUGGCCACUUUUGUCAAGUGGCAGGAUGACACUGGGCCCCCCAUGGACAAGUCUGAUCUGGGCCAGAAGCGGACUUCGGGGGCUGUCUGCCACCAGGACCCCAGGACCUGCGAGGAGCCAGCCUCCAGCGGUGCCCACAUCUGGCCCGAUGACAUCACUAAGUGGCCGAUCUGCACAGAGCAGGCCAGGAGCAACCACACAGGCUUCCUGCACAUGGACUGCGAGAUCAAGGGCCGCCCCUGCUGCAUCGGCACCAAGGGCAGCUGUGAGAUCACCACCCGGGAAUACUGUGAGUUCAUGCACGGCUAUUUCCAUGAGGAAGCAACACUCUGCUCCCAGGUGCACUGCUUGGACAAGGUGUGUGGGCUGCUGCCCUUCCUCAACCCUGAGGUCCCAGAUCAGUUCUACAGGCUCUGGCUGUCUCUCUUCCUACACGCUGGCGUGGUGCACUGCCUCGUGUCUGUGGUCUUUCAAAUGACCAUCCUGAGGGACCUGGAGAAGCUGGCCGGCUGGCACCGUAUCGCCAUCAUCUUCAUCCUCAGUGGCAUCACAGGCAACCUCGCCAGUGCCAUCUUUCUCCCAUACCGGGCAGAGGUUGCAGGCCCAGCCCAGGCCACCCACCUGAUGCCUGAAGCCACGUCUCCCCUGCCCCGCCCCAGGUGGGCCCGGCCGGCUCACAGUUCGGCCUCCUUGCCUGCCUCUUCGUGGAGCUCUUCCAGAGCUGGCCGCUGCUGGAGAGGCCCUGGAAGGCCUUCCUCAACCUCUCAGCCAUCGUGCUCUUCCUGUUCAUCUGCGGCCUCCUGCCCUGGAUCGACAACAUCGCCCACAUCUUCGGCUUCCUCAGUGGCCUGCUGCUGGCCUUCGCCUUCCUGCCCUACAUCACCUUCGGCACCAGCGACAAGUACCGCAAGCGGGCACUCAUCCUGGUGUCACUGCUGGCCUUUGCCGGCCUCUUUGCCGCCCUCGUGCUGUGGCUGUACAUCUACCCCAUUAACUGGCCCUGGAUCGAGCACCUCACCUGCUUCCCCUUCACCAGCCGCUUCUGCGAGAAGUAUGAGCUGGACCAGGUGCUGCACUGACCGCCGGGCCACGCGGCUGCCCCUCAGCCCUGCUGGAACAGGGUCUGCCUGCGAGGGCUGCCCUCUGCAGAGCGCUCUCUGUGUGCCAGAGAGCCAGAGACCCAAGACAGGGCCCGGGCUCUGGACCUGGGUCCCCCCCUGCCAGGCGAGGCUGACUCCACGUGAGAUGGUUGGUUAAGGCGGGGUUUUUCUGGGGCGUGAGGCCUGUGUGAUCCUGACCCAAGCUCAGGCACACCCAAGGCACCUGCCUCUCUGAGCCUUGGGUCUCAGUUCCUAAUAUCCCGCUCCUUGCUGAGACCAUCUCCUGGGGCAGGGUCCUUUUCUUCCCAGGGUCCUCAGCGCUGCCUCUGCUGGUGCCUUCUCCCCCACUACUACUGGAGCGUGCCCUUGCUGGGGACGUGGCUGUGCCCUCUGUUGCCCCCAGGGCUGGGUGCCCACCAUGCCCCUUCCUCUUUCUCCUCCUACCUCUGCCCUGUGAGCGCAUCCAUAAGGCUCUCAGAUGGGACAUUGUGGGAAAGGCUUUGGCCAUGGUCUGGGGGCAGAGAACAAGGGGGGAGACAUAAGUAGACCUCAGGUAGAACGGGACUGGGCGGAGCUACCCCAGGGCCUGCUCCCACGGGGUGCUCGAGGCGCAUCAGGCCCGUUUUUUACCAGUUUAUAUCACGGUCUUCAUUUUUAAAAGUAACGCUAACUUUGUAUGGACGAUGUCUCAUGGAUUAAAUAAUAUUCUUUAUGGCA